AUGCGCCAUCCUCGCUACUCCUCCUCUUCCCUCCCCUUUUUUUUCCCUUUCUCCGGCGCGUCUGCCAGGCGGGGCGGGGCGUACAAGGCGCUGAGCACGCUGCUGAGGCACAAGCUCGUGCACCAUGACUCCACCAAGUACGACGGGUACCGGCUGACGAAUCUGGGGUACGACUUUUUGGCCAUCAAGGCGCUCGUCAACCGCGGCACCGUUGCUGGCGUGGGGCCGCAGAUCGGCGUCGGCAAGGAGUCUGACAUAUACGAGGUGGAGGGGCCGGAGGGCGAGGUGAUGGUGAUGAAGCUGCACCGCUUGGGCCGCACGUCGUUCCGCAAUGUGAAGGCCAAGCGCGACUACCUGCGCCACCGCCGCGCCCACAACUGGCUCUACCUCUCACGCCUCGCCGCCCUCAAGGAGUUUGCUUUCCUCAAGGCGUUGGGGGAGAGGGGCUUUCCGGUGCCGGGUGCAGUGGACUGCAACCGCCACUGCGUCAUCAUGACCCUCGUCAAGGCCUUUCCACUAGUGCAGGUGCGGGAACUGCAGCGACCGCAGAUAGUGUUUGACCAGGUGCUCUCGCUCAUCAUUCGCCUGGCGGCAGUGGGGCUCAUCCACUGUGACUUUAACGAGUUCAACCUGCUUGUGGAUGAGGAGGAGAGGAUAACGAUGAUUGACUUCCCUCAAAUGGUCUCCAUCUCCCACCGCAAUGCCAAGAUUCUGAUCCCAUACUCUCACCACCCUCGUCAACCCCUCUCCUCUCCUCUCACCACUCAUGUUCCCUCACCAGGGGGAGAGAGAAACAACAAGGACGAGGAGAGAGAAAAUGGUACAAGGGAGGAUGAAGAUGGGGACGAGGCAGAGGAAAGGGGGGAGAAAGUGGAGCACGAGGAGGAAGAGGGAGAGGAGGUGGAGGAGGAGGAGGACGAGGAGGGGACAUGGAGGCCUUCGUUUUCAGCCAUUAAAGCACUGGUGGAGCGAGCGAGAGAGAGAGCAGAAGAUGGGGCAGACGAGGCGGGUGACAGGGAGGAGGAGGAGGGGCGUGUGAAAGAGGAGGGUGAUGAUGAGGAGGAAGGUAGUGGUGGGAAGGUUGGGAGCAGUGUGACUGCUGGGCUGGCCGAAGCGAGGCAACGGGAAGAAACGGCAGUGGAUGUGAAGGGAGAUGAAAAUAGGGAGGUGGAUGAGGGAGGAGAAGCAGCAGGAGGAAGGGAAAGUUCCGCAGAAGGUGAAUGGGAGGCGUGCAGAGCUGUGAUUCAGGCGCUCAUGCUCGCUGCUGGACCUGCUGCUGCUGGUGAUGGUGGUGAUGGUAAUGCAGAGACCACGAGCAGGAAGGAAGAAGUUGCAGGGAGGAAGGCGGAGAGGAGAGGCGGUGGGAGGAGGGGAGGGCGGAGAGAGGUGGUGGGGACAGUGGCAGGGACGGGCCCUCUGGACAGACAGCUGGCAGCCAGUGGGUUCAGCAUGCAGAACGAGGCUGAGCUGGAGCAGGUGAGCGCUGGCGUGGAGCAGGUGUGUGCUGAGGUGGAAUGCAUGAAUGCUGAGGUGGAAUGGUCGAGUGCUGAGUGGGAACAGGUUGGUGGGAAGUACAUAGAAGAGUCGCAGUGGAGAGAGACAAGUCACCUGGAAGGCACAGAGGAUGGUGCAGGGGAGGAGGGAGACGAGGAGGAAGAGGAGGAGGAGGAUGAGGAGGAGGACGAGGAGGAGGAUGAGGAUGAGGAGGAGGGGGAGGGAGAGGAGGAUAUCGAUGGAGACGAAAGCAAGGAGGGUGAGUCUGCUGGUGAGGGGGCAGAGGAGGAGGAUGAUAGUGAUGGUGGGAACGACAGCAAUGAUGAGAAUGAACUUUACGAGGGGGAUGGGGACGAGGGCACGGGGAAAUCCCCACAUGCAGCCACGCAUGGCAGUACGGUUGGGAACGGGGUGAGCAGGAGGGUGAGUGGGCGUGCAGGGCAGAAGCAGCAGCGGCAGCUGGAGAGGCAGCGGCAGCAGGCCGCGCAGGCGGUGCGAGGGGGAGGGGUGAGGCGCGCGUCACGCAACGCCAGCAAGGACAAGGGAGGGCGGAGAUCGCGCCACGUGUCCAGCCGAGCAGGGAUCGACUGA
This is a messenger RNA of Closterium sp. Naga37s-1, 2085 nucleotides long. The record is from the annotation of a GenBank genome assembly. Lineage: Eukaryota; Viridiplantae; Streptophyta; Zygnematophyceae; Desmidiales; Closteriaceae.